AUGCCUUUUUUGCUACCUUGCUACCUGAAGGGAACAGCAGGGGUAGGAUUUAUCAUAUGCUUUCUGGUAACCUAUUGUUUGUAUGGGCCUUCCAACACGGGAAAGGCUUUCGUGUCGGCUUCCGGUACGUCAGACCACCCGACGGUGUCUCGAUCGGCCGCAGCACACGGUGCCCGGCCCGCCAAAGCCACGUCCACGCCAUGCGUCGCGACGGUGAUUUGGCCGAUGGCGGGGCGUGGCUGGGAACAGAGCUUGCUGCGUCCUCAACCUUCGGUGCGUGACUAUGGCCUGGCCUUGCGCAGCCUGGCGCAGGGCCGAUCUUGGAGAAGCACUGUGGAGCUCUUGCAGGCAAUGGAGGUGCGCAGAGUGGAGGCCAAUUUGGUGAUUUUCAACACUGCCUUGACGGCUCAGCACUGGCCCCACGCGCUGCACAUGCUGAAGGUUUCGCCAGUUUCGCCACAAAGCUUCGACGCAGCGACGUGCGGGGCAUUGCUGCACCGUCGCUGCGAUUGGCACCGUGCUUUUUUUGUGGUCGCCUGGGCUUUGCAGGCGCAGAUCCAAUUGAAUCUCCUGAUCUUCAAUAGCCUCCUCGCACGCUCUGGACCCGCCUGGCCUUUAGCAGCCGCAUGUUUGGAUGGGUCCUUGGGCUUGGUGCCCAAUCUUACCAGCUUCAACACCUACAUCAACGAAGCAGGCGCUUCUCUCAGUGCCUGGUGGCAUGCCGGACAGAGCCUCAAGUCCAUGGUCACAGCGCAGGUGGAGCGUGACAACAUAAGCUACAACAGCGGCAUCAAGGCGUGUCAAGACGGAAAGGUGUGGCGCUCGGCCUUGCACGUCUUUCACCAGAUGCCUGCGGAGGGAGUCUUCACAUCUGCCCGCAGUUUUGGCAGCUCCAUUGCAGCAGCAGCGAUAGCGACGCAUUGGCCCAGUGCGCUGUCCUUGCACAGCUCCGGUGGUUUGACGCUCUCCUCGCCGAUUUGUGGCAACGCAGUCCUCUCCGGCAUGGCGGACUGGACGUUGACGGUCAGUUUUUGGCAGCAGAUGCGCCACCGAGAGGUUGAACACAGCGUGGUGACCUAUGGCACUGUGCUGGCACAGCUCGCUUGGCGUACUGGGGCGCUGCUGCUGCAGGAGCUUUUGUCGCAAGUGCGGUUGGACCCAAACGUCAUCAGCUACAACUGCGUCAUGAACGCUUGUGCCGAGGAAGGACUUUGGGUCUGGGCGCUGCAUCUUCUCCAGGAAAUGUGUGCCAUGGAGCUUUGUCCGUCCCUGGUCAGCCGAAAUGUGGUGCUCUCGGCUUUGGCGAAGGCAGCGGAGUGGCCGAAAGCGCUUCGUUGGUGGGAGGAGAUGGCAGAGGUGGAUGAGCAGAGCGGCAAUACUUUGAUCGAUGCUAUGGCAGAAGCGAAGCAAUGGCAGCGAGCUCUCUUUGUUUUGGAAGCCCUCCAGGAGCCCGUGGCGCCUGUGGUGGCCUUGAACGGUGUGCUGAAGGCCAUGGCCCUGGGCGUCGCUUGGGCGCAGGCGAUCAAUCUGUUCAUCACCUUCAUGGAGGAAGAAGACAGCCAGACAAAUGCCAUCAGCUUGAGUAGUGCUGUGAACGCCUGCGCUAGGGCAAGGAAAUGGCAGAUGGCGCUGUCGCUGCUUUCUUCGCUGCGAAGCACUGAGGUGGUGCCUGACACCACAACCUGCAACAGUGCCAUCAACGCUUGCAGCAGCCAAUGGUGGCAUAGCUUCGAUCUUUUGUGUUGCAUGCCCUCACCAGAUCAUUUGACCUACGGCAGCAUGCUGAGUGCUUGCGCCUCCCAGGGCCUUUGGCCCACAUGUUUGGAGGUCUUAAAGUUCCAGCAGAAGCAUCGCGUUUCCCCACAAUUGACCUCGUACACUUCCACCCUCGCAGCUUGCCAUCGCAGUGGCCAGUGGUUGUUUGCAAUGCUCAUGGUGGUUUCUUUUUCGAUUUCUGCUGACGUCGUCGGCUACAACAACCUCAUCAGUGCAUGUGCGCAAGAUGCCCAAUGGCGUAGGGCUAUGCGCCUUCUACAUACAGACAUGCCGAAUUCAACGUUGCGACCAGAUUCCAUCAGUUUUGGUGGCGUGAUCCAUGCAUGUGCGGAGCGGGCCCAGUGGCAAGCAGCCCUUUGCCUUCUGGAGCAGCUCCUAGUCACCCAGCCGCCCUCCACAACCAUCGUCGCCUCCUGUAUGGCUGCGUGCACCCGAGCAGCGCAGUAUCGAAGGUCCUUAGACCUCCUGUCAUUGGUGUCUGACUUGGACCCUGUGCUGCUGACCCGUGCGCUGCUCGCUGCGCCAGCUACACCAGGAGCCGCUAGGCGCUUGGCAGGUCUCCAGGAAGAGACCUUGCAUCGGCUGCGGAAAAGAAAGAGGCCGAGGGAGCAGCUGUGCGCUGCCAUUGCCAGGUACUUCUUGGCGCAAAAGGUGAAAAAGGAACAGCUUUCUGAGCACGACUACCUGCAGGUCUUGGCAUUGCACCAUGCUGUCUUGGUGGCCGCCAUGAAGACGAAGCAGUCCUCGGAGAUGGCACCCGUGGAUGCGCUCGACAAAGCCAUCCAGGCCUUGCGCCCAGUCUACGAGAAGAAGUAG
Messenger RNA from Durusdinium trenchii, 2592 nucleotides. The record is from the annotation of a GenBank genome assembly. NCBI's taxonomy places the organism in Eukaryota, Dinophyceae, Suessiales, Symbiodiniaceae.